Messenger RNA from Suillus discolor, 843 nucleotides. RefSeq lists its product as uncharacterized. The record is from RefSeq and is a predicted model, not a curated record. The transcript is spliced from 2 exons. NCBI's taxonomy places the organism in Eukaryota, Fungi, Basidiomycota, Agaricomycetes, Boletales, Suillaceae. Bases 171 to 761 code for a protein of 196 amino acids.
UAUUAUUAUAAGAAACCAUGUUGAAUAUCAAUUUGAGCUGUGCUCGGUCCUGUUAGCCAGCCAGUCUAGUGCCUUGCCCAGCACGUCCUUUUCUUUCUCGUUCUUCGUGGUCUCAAUCUCCGUGCUUUUCCUUUAACAAGCAGGGUGUACUCCCUUGACUGCUUCUUACUAUGAGCGUCCUUGUACCCACCAAGUUUCCUAGCGUUGCUGCUGUCAUGCUUGCCUGCUUUGCAUCUUUCGUUUGUCUGUUGCUUGCACGCAUAUUGUAUGUCUUUAUGCGUCUCUGGUCUUGCCAUUCUCUAUCAACAGCGACCGACGAGAAGACCCCCGCUUGGUCCUCUUUGUUGUCGCUAACCAACACUUGGAGUCGGUCUUUGCAGCGUGCUCUCCCAGCGUCACUACCCUUUUCGUUGACCAUCCCGGAGAAACCAUCACCUGAAGUUGGCACAGGGGCAGGCGUAGGACUUUCGCAUAAAACUCUUGAAUCUCUCCCCGGCAACUGGCAAUUGUGUCGACCAGCUCCUCAAUUCCAGCCACCACGUGAGCCAGAAAAUUCUAUCGGUUUCUGUUCUCCAUUACUUACCUAUUGCAUCAUAGCACCGGCUGUGUACCAAAAUCCUGCGCCUCUCUCCAUGGCAAAGCUGAUAAUGUCACGACACACCUUUCGCCGCCCCAAUCCAAACCGGCCACGAAGAUUGUCCACUGCAUCCUCAUCCCGUCCGCCACAGCCCACCUCCCAGCUGUUCCACUCCAUAGCAUAAACCCAAAUAGUAUUUCAUUCCCGCGCCAAAAUAACACCGCAUUUCAGGGCGUGUGGAUGAGCUAUCCUGGCUGGAAAUAAAU